AUGGAAAACGAAAGAAUCGAUGAGCCUUCUUCAUCAGAUCAACACCAUACCAGUAGUCCUAGACGAAGAAGAGAUUCAAGACAAUGUAAACUCGCACCUGAGGAAAAUUCCUUCAACCUUCGGAAAUCUCGAAUGAAGGCCAGGGUGCAGAGAGAACAGAAGCUACGAGACGCUAGGGCAGCAGUUGAAGCAAGGAAACGUCGAAACAGUAGUCGUCGAAAUCAUUCUGAUGAAGAUGAGAUUGAAGAAAGUGGAACGACAGAAGAUUGGAAUACGUCAGAUUCUCAGCGAAGCAGCAGUCGCCGAAACCAUUCUGACGACGAGAUUGAAGACAGUGGAGCGUCAGAAGACUGGCAUACGUCAGAUUCUCAGAAUCACGAGAAUAAGGACGAUGCCGAGAUUGUCCCAUUUGCAGCUGCAGAACCACUCCCGCAUGCAAAGAAUUUGUCAGAGGACAGCCAGAUUGGUUCAGAUGUCACCGCAACUCCGAAUGGAACUGUCGCAGCAUCAUCUGCUGAAGUUGUGACAGGUGAAAGAAGGCGACAUGAUUCUAGUAGCAGCGACAGCAGCGAGGAUGGAACUGAGGACGCAAGCGUCCUAAGUCUCCGGGCUGAAGCCACCCCCAUUCAUGACGAUCCCCAACAUGAUCAAGGAGACAGUGCAGAACGUGGGAAUCAAGAUAGGGAAGAGCAGCUGCAGCAAGAACGCCGCCAGUCACAUGAAAGACAAGUAAGGUCGUCAUUAGAAGCCAAGAAUCGCCAGAGGUUUCCCAGAAAGUGCAAACUCAUUACGGCUGCUCUUUUCGUUGCAUUAUUUGGCGGUGCUGGAGCCUUCUUUGCUAUCCGAGCCACUGCGCCAUCCAGCUUCCCCAUGCCAGCCAAACGGAUCUCGAUAGCUCCAACAUUUGCGCCAUCACCUGAAGCUUCCGCACCUAAGACAGAUCCUCCUACGCAAGAGCUAGUUUAUGAUCCACCAUCAUCUGAGGAAUGUGAGACUAUCAGUAGUGGGGGACGUCUUGAGGGUGAAGAAGGAUUGCGAGUGAGUCGAUACAAUGUCGAAUUGGAUGUGGAAUUGACUCCGACUGCAACAGUGGAGGAUGCUUUAGAUACCAUGGCCAACGUGACACAACAAGUAUUGAUUCCAGAUCUUGCGGGCUGUUUUGGUGCACAGCGUAAUCUUUUGAGCCAUUAUCAACUGCGUCGGAGUAUGAUGGAUCCUAGCCCAAGGUACAAUCCCAACCGUUAUGCUAUUGCCACGGGAAAUUCGACAAUUCGACUUGCUGUCGGCAGGAGUUGUGAGAGCGGAAGCGGUGGACCAUGUAUAGGUAUCGAUGUGAUACUUUUUUUGGCUGCCAAGAAUGCUGACGAAAAACAAUUCGUCUUCCAGUCGCUCAUAAUUGAGAUCUUUGGGCCAGAUGACCUGGCCACUUCACUUAGUCUUGGUGCCGUUCUGGCGUCGAUCAAGCUUAUCGACGUGAAAAUCAAUUCUGAAACAGAUACUCCAAGUGAGCUCCCAACCAACAUGCCUACCAUCUUGACAUCAGAGCAGCCGUCAGAUUUGCCCAGUUCGACUCCAUCGAGAACACCCACGAAGAGUCCAACUGCGGCACCAACACAGCUUCCAAGUCUUGGCCCAACCAUACAACCAUCCCAGAUUCCGAGCGACCUGCCAUCGAUUACACCAUCAACUGCGAUGCCUUCCAGUGAUCCUUCAGCACCCCCAUCCCGAAUACCAACACAGUCACCGUCGACUGACAGUCCAAGUGUAGAUCCAACAAGUACAGUCAUACCCACGACAAAUCCAACGGCAUCGCAAGUACCGACGGUGACUCCGAAUCCAUCUGAUACUCCAACACGAAAACCAACAGUAACACCAUCGGAGGAGCCAACAUCUGAUCCAACCUCGAUACCAGCGCUUCCUUCUCAACAACUUUUUCGAUCGCCUACUUCCGUUCCGACGGAAGAGCCCGAAGUGGUGGUAGACUAUUUCCCGGAAUAA
Molecule: messenger RNA, 1998 nt
Organism: Cylindrotheca closterium
Lineage: Eukaryota; Bacillariophyta; Bacillariophyceae; Bacillariales; Bacillariaceae
Source: the annotation of a GenBank genome assembly